This is a messenger RNA of Zonotrichia albicollis (white-throated sparrow), 4362 nucleotides long. The record is from RefSeq and is a predicted model, not a curated record. Lineage: Eukaryota; Metazoa; Chordata; Aves; Passeriformes; Passerellidae.
GAGGGAGGAAGGGAGAAUGAUAGGAAAGGGGGGGCCGUUACCUCUGCUCCGAAAGAGGAACCAAUCCACUGUGAAGGACGCAGAACUCCCGAGCAGGAAAGACAUUGCACAUUCAGAGAGAGAUUGCAUGUGAAGACACUGCAAAAGAGACGGAAAGGAGGGGGGGAGUGGGGGGGGCGCAGACCGCGUGUGAAAGGCAUAGUGUGUGUAAGAGAGGCCAGCGAGGGUAGGAAAGGAAGGGGGAGCAAUUGCACACGGCAAGAGAAAGAAAUCACUCAUUCGCUUGAAAGAGGCACUCGCAAGGAGACCGUAGUAGAAACAACGGGGAAGGAGACGCAGGCAAGAAGGCGAGCGUCCAUGCCGUGCAACAACCUGGAAUCCGAUUAAAGUUUAUGGCGGGGAGGUUAAAAACGCUCUCAUCCCGCCCCUUCCCUGGCGAAUACAUUAAGUUUCCUGGCUGCAUUUAAAAACACAAAGGGACGGGAACAGCGGGACCUGCGGAUCGCAGUUGUAUUUCCAGCGCAGGGAGCCAGUGUAAUGCAGUAUGCUGGUAUUCCUACGUACUGGCAUGUCUGGAUCUUACACUGUGAGCAAAAUUUCCUCCUCGCGGAGCUCCAGAACAGCGAGGGGGAAUUUUGACAAAUUCAAGUUGCUUGGCAAAUAUAAUAGGGAUUUGGUACUAAUCCUACUUAACCCGCUGCGAAGAUGCUGCGCUCCCGAGCCCCCCUCCUCCGUCCGGGACUGCGGCGGUGAGCACUGAGCCUGCGCCGAGCUGGGCUUUCUCGCUGAUGCUGCAGAUAGAAAGCCGAGUGUCUCCAGCACCGGCGGGGGAGGGUGUUCGUGUUCUGGCGAGGCAGAGCGGCCGGGGCCGGUGCCAGGGCCGGAGGAGGCUCCGGAGGAGCAGCCCUGCAGCCCUCCGGAGAAGGGAGCAGUCCCUCCCUCCCUAGCGCCGACUCCAUGCGGCUCGGCUCUGCCCCUCCGUGCCUCUGGACUCCUCAAGGAAAGAGGUGGCAACCUUCCCUCCCUCCUACAAUCACUCACCGCCCCAAAUGACAAAGACACGCUGUGACCGCUGCUUUGAGCCACCUCAACGUAUCCGGCCGCUUUUCGCUUAAAUAUAUCAUCGCGAUGAAAGAGACAUUUCGCUACAUUGGUCUGCAUGCGUUUUUAUUCAAAAGAGCCAUGUAUACCGAGGAUUGCACACACAAACACACACAGAACGCGCACGUACAGAACUUGCUUUCCCACAUGUGUUCACAGAGGGAGAAGGAGCAGCUGGAUUCCUGCCUUCCCCUGGCUGCGCGCACGCACACAGGCGCACACACAUGUACCCGCACACACGCGUGUACUGGCACACACACACACCCGCACACACACACCCGCACACACACAUGUACCCACACACACAUGUACCCGCACACACGCACAUACCCGCACACACCCGCACACCCUCAUUCUCUUCCCUCUGGCUGCCCCGAGCUCGGCUGCCCUCGGAGUCUCCCUCUUUUCCCUCCGGGCUCCGAGCAGAGAGGACAGGAUACCCACAAACAUGCUGAAAAGACACAUUCAAAACAUGGUAAUAGGAAGAACACAAUCACAAAGACCGAGAGGCUGAAACAGCACUGGGAAACAGGACGAAAGUCUGAGAUCUAAGGCAGUCCCCCUUCCUCCCUGGAGUUUUAUGCAGUUACAAUGACUGCAGCUAUUUCACAAAAGCACCGACACGACAGGGGAAGGUGGGAAUCUGCGAAACGAGUUUCCUUACCAGCUUGAUUCCGCAAAAUGCAGAAUAGAAGAAAAGAAAGGCGAACAAACAUUUGCUUUAAAAAAUCGUUGCUCGAUUCACAGUCUAUAGCGGACGUGGGGAGGGAAAGGGUAGGAGAAAAUCACUACAGAUCACGGGUUUGAGAAAGCCACAGAAGCAACACUCGGGCGUGAAAUGAGGAUCGGUUUUGAGGACAGAACUGGUGUUUUGUGAUGAGCAGCUAUCCCACUUGCAGCACUAGCAGCAGAGACAGAGGGUAAGACUGAGCUUUCUGGAGUGCAGCGCUUGACUCGUCCUCCCUCCUCCUCCCUCCCUCCCUCCCUCCCGCCCUCCCUCUCUCUCUCGCUCUCUCUCUCUCUCUCUCUGCUCUCCCUCUUUCUCUCUCCCUCUCUUUCUGUGUGUAUGUAGCGCAGGCGGCUCUGCUGCUGCAGCGCCAGGGAAGAGCUACCGAGAGAGGCUUCAGCAGCUCCCUCCACUUUGGGCAAACUUGCCGGUUUACUGCUUCUUCUUCUUCUUUUUUUUUUCUUUUUUUUUUUUUUUUUCCUUACGAGUGGGAAGCUUCUCAAUUGCCAUUCAACAUUUUAAAGCACAAGCCGCUCUGCCGUGAAAGCGUCUGAUCCACACUUCUCUGAAAGACACAGGAGGGAAUACACAAUUGCAGAUUUCACCCACUGUGGCGGUGCAGAUCACAGGAAACAACUGACUGAUACAAUUUUAUUUGCAAAUAGAACUCUGUAUUUUUUUUUUUUUUAAUCGCGUCGCGGCUCUUUUCCCCUCCCCUUUGCCAUUCCGCUUUAUAUGGAUGUAAUUCAGAAUCUGUGUUAAUUCACAUGGGGGAUCCAGUUACAUCUUGUUCCGCUCCGGGUAUAAUUACGAGAGACCAAUAAUCGCCUUUGGACACAUAGUUUUGUUGCUAACCUUUGAACUGAAAGGAUCAAGUUCAGAUCUGGUUACCUGCAUUGGGACGGGAAGGAAGAGGAGAGAGAGAGAGAGAGAGAGAGAGAGAGAGAGAGACUGCAAUCUCAUUUGUGAAUCGCUCUCAGUGCUGCAGAUCCAGAUUGCUUUAACACAUGCAGUGCAAAUGCAGGUAAGGCACACACACAAACUGCGGAUGCAAAAACAAACUUGGGACUGUUGUGUGUCUAUGUUCUUAUCUCCAGCCUUGCAAAUUCUGGGCAAACGGCUUCUGCAGUUUCUGUAUCGUUGCUUUGUGACUAAUGACCUUGCGCAGAGUUGUUAAAAAAAAAAAUCCGCUCCGGAGAAAGAGCUGAACAUUUUAAGCGAUCUCUGAAGAUGGAUUUGGGUGCUUUUCUGCCAACCAAAGGGGAUAUUCUGUGGACUGCACUGUAAUACUCGGGGUUCUCCUAUCAGCUGUGCAGCUACCGACAUUAUUGGGAUUUUUUUUUUUACUUUUUUUAUUUUUUUUAUAAGAACUGCCCAUUGCUAAGAGGAUUUGGAGUUUUCCCGGACCCAAGCCCUUUGAAUAAAGCAAAUCACAAUUUUUUUUUCCCCUGUGUGUGCAGAGAGGGGGAAGAAUAAAGCUAUUGCCUUGGUCGUAAACGGCUGAGAGGGAGAGAGAGAGAGAGAGAGAGAGAGAGAGAGAAAAGAGAGAGAGUGUGUGAAUUGUAGUUAACUCUAGUGUUGAAGACGACGACCUGGGGGGCUUCGAAUCGUACAGUACUGCUACUGCUUUUAUUGCAAACCUUGCAAAGUGAUUACAGUAAAAUCAGAGAGGAGGAGGAGAAGGGGGAGGAGGAGGAAAAUCCCAUCCUAUCUACUGAGAUGAAUCUUUAAAAAGCAAAAUCCACUGUCCCGUGAACUGUAAGUAUAUCGGAACUGGAAGGCAGGGAGAGCAGCAGAGGAGCCAGCAGCAGGGUUUUGACCACCAAUUGCACCAGUCAUGAGACAAUAAGUUUCCAGAAAUAGAAGGAUUUUAUAACUGAUCACCUGGACUCUCAGCCGCUCUGUUGGCUUACCAGGGGAGUUUAUUGGGGGGCAGGUGGGAGUGAGAGGAAGGCGGGGGGGUUCGGUACGAGGAAGAUGAGGAAGAUGCGGACCCUCCUUCGCUUUGUGCAUUGCUGCUGCUGCUGCUUCUUGCUCCUCCUGCCUCCGCCGCUCCGGGUCAGCCUCGCAGCGGCUAAGCAGCUCCUGAAGUACCGGCUGGCCGAGGAGGGACCCGCCGACAUCCGCAUCGGCAACGUGGCUGCCGACCUGGGCAUCGUGACGGGCUCCGGAGAGGUGACAUUCAGCCUGGAGUCGGGCUCCGACUAUCUCAAGAUCGAUAACAUGACCGGGGAGCUGAGCACCACAGAGCGGCGCAUCGACCGCGAAAAGCUGCCGCAGUGCCAGAUGAUCUUCGACGAGAACGAGUGCUUCUUGGACUUCGAGGUGUCGGUCAUCGGCCCCUCGCAGAGCUGGGUGGACCUGUUCGAGGGCCGGGUCAUCAUCCUGGACAUCAACGACAACACCCCCACCUUCCCUUCCCCCGUUCUCACGCUCACCGUGGAGGAGAACCGGCCCGUGGGGACGCUCUACCUGCUCCCCACCGCCACCGACAGGGACUUCGGCCGCAACGGCAUCGAGCGCUACGAGCUGCU